GCCUGUCGACCACUUUUCGUGGAAAGAGCGGGCGCGGGGAGGCAGCCUCACGAGCGCCCGUUUUUACCCACUGGGGGGGGAAGGAGACGAAGGGUUUAGCAAAAAGUAAACGGCGAUUUUGUUACGCCGGCUGGUCGGGGACUCGAACCCCGGUCUUCACAGCCUCGGCGUGUUGUUAUGCAGCAGGACCCGGCUGCUCCAGCGCUUUCGUCGCCACCCGCGAGGACCUGGACGCUUCGCGCCUCGGCCAAUCAUGGGCCGGUACCGGCCCCCUUUCUCCCGCCGCAGAGGAUUCUGGGACGUGAGGUCUCUCCCGCCCUCCACCCGUGCGUGUCACUAGAGAGGAACGACAACUCCCAGCGUGCCUGGCGCCUGCCGGGAUCUUGACCUGCUCGCGGGGGCUGCCCGGGCUGCCGCCGUGUUGCCGCCAGCCAGGCCGCGCAGGAAGACGUAAGGGCCGCGGCCUGGGCGCCGAUCCCGCAGCCUCUUGCCCGGCGGCCUGAGGGAAGAUGAGUUCGGCCAGGGAGACGCAGCCCCGCCACGGCGUGAAGCGAGCGGCCUCCCCCGAUCAGGGAUCGAGCAGCUGGGAGGCAGUAGACUUAGGUAACGAAGAAAGAAAGCAAAAGUUCUUGAGACUUAUGGGAGCAGGAAAGAAAGAACACACUGGCCGCCUUGUUAUCGGAGACCACAGAUCAACUUCUCAUUUCAGAACAGGGGAAGAAGACAAGAAAAUGAAUGAAGACCUAGAGUCUCAGUUCCAGCAAAGCAUGGACAGCACUAUGUCCGGAAGAAAUCGACGACACUGUGGACUUGGUUUCAGUGAGCUGGAGGAGGCUGAAGGACAAGAUGAUGUGAACAGAUACUCUCCUGAACCUGAAAGUCCAGAGGACUCUGAAAGUGACUCUGAGUCAGAGCGAGAGGAAUCUGCGGAAGAACUGCAAUCUGCUGAAAAAGACAGUGAAGCUGAUGAUCCAGAAAGCAAGAAAGAUGUGAAAAGCAAUUAUAAAAUGAUGUUUGUUAAAUCCAGCGGUUCAUAACUUCAGGUCUAAUAAGUCUUUGUAUUUAAAGUACAUUAAGUCUUUUUGUUAGUGCAAAGUGGAGGACUGCUUACAGCACAGAUUUUUGUAUUAUGAUUUUAAAAAAGCCCUUCUUUUAGAUGAAAGGAAAAAAUAGUGCUUGCUUUCUGAUGCCAUGGAUGACAUUUUUAUGGGCAUGAGUGUAAUUUUUUGGGGGGUAAAGUAUAAACAGAUGCAUUGGAUGAAAAUAAAUUUAAUUCCCACUCUCCUUCCAUUGUAGUUGUCAAACCUCUGACACUACUUUCUUUUAUUGGUGUCCUUUUGGCUUGGAUGUUUUUGAAAUAAGGUUUCAUUGGAGUUGCCUGAUGCUACAUUGAUUCUGAUACUGUAGCAAUGACAUCCGUAUUCUGCAGUGUAAUACAACUUCAAAUCUUGGUUCUGUUUGGUAAUACCAGCAGUAGUCUGACAUAAUUGCCAGAGAACAGGUUUAUUCAUUUAGGUCCUGAUUCUGUAAUGAGGUUGUGAUUAUAAAUCCCUGUUCCCCUGCAGAGUCCUACUGAUGUCUGUGGCACUCCAUCAGUGUUCGGGGGCCCCCACACCAUAUCAGGAUGCAGAAGAGGGCCUUUAGGGUACAGCUACACAGGGAUUAAAAAAACCUUUUGGUAGCCAAGGUCAGCUGACUUGGGCUUGCAGGGCUUGGGCUGGAGCCUGAGCUCUGGUAGCCUGUGAGGAAAGAGGGUCUGAGUGCACAUGUUGCCACAGCAAUUUUUAACCCUGCAGCCAGAGCCCCUUGAGCUCAGGUCAGCUGGCGUAGGCCAGCCAUGGCUAUGCCACAGGUUUUUCAUCCCUGUGUAGAUGUACUCUGAGUUACUUCUCUAGGCCUGUUUUUGACAGCUAUAGUACAAGAGGGAUAAGUUCUUGGGUGUAGAUUUCCCUUUUGAAAUGAAGGACUUUGAUCCUUAAACUGCUUGAGUUGCAGUCUGCAUGAGAGCUAGGUAAAAGCAGUGCUUGGGGAGGGAGUUUGUUCUCGUAUUAACAUACUAGUUUUAAUAAUUUCUUUCUACAAAAGUGAGAUUUGCAGGAGAUAAAGAACAACCAGGAAAUGAGUUCGUUUGAAAGGAAAAGAUACUUUGCUAUGGAAAAUGACAGGUGCCUCAAUUUAAUGACACUUUUUUUAAAGAUGGGGAUGCAAACUAAAGGGAUGUGCAGGGAAAGUUGUAGUAUGCAGUCCCCACGGCUUGAGUGCCACCAAUCAAACUGAGGUGAAGAGAGUUGGUCACAGUUAUCCGUGAAAGGCAUGCUACCUCUUACUUUCCUUGCACCAAAUCCUCUAGUCUGCACAAAGAAAGAAACAGAAGUGCUAAGACAUAGUAAGGACUAACACAAGCCCAUAUCUUCUGCAAACUUAUAUAUUUUUGGUGUACUAAAGAUCAAACUUCCAUAUUAUAUGCAUUUUCUCAACUGUUAUUGUAAUGGCAUCUGUUUGAAAACCGGUCAUCAGAAUUAAUCUGAGGAUCACAAAAGGAAUACCACAUUGCACACAUUCUGAAUGCAUUUCUUUAUGGGAGAGCAGAACUUUGUCUGCACCCAUGUCUGAAAGAAAAAGCUUACCCAAGGCUCUUGAUGAAACUUACAACUUUUUUCUGAAUCUGGUAAAGCUGUGUUUCUAAUUUACUGAUAAUCUGUUGCAGUGAUUAUUUCCAUACUGUUUGCUAAUUUGUAUGAGCUGAAAUAUGUACAGUGAUUGUAAGAUAAUUGAAAAUUAGUACUUCAGCCUUAGCUACACUGAAAGACUUUGAACAAAUGUUACUUUGUGGAAAAAACAAGCAGUAUUAAACCAGAUACGUGUGAUUAUACACUAAA
Molecule: messenger RNA, 2879 nt
Organism: Chelonia mydas (Green sea turtle)
Lineage: Eukaryota; Metazoa; Chordata; Testudines; Cheloniidae
Gene: C6H11orf58
Product: chromosome 6 C11orf58 homolog
Exons: 5
Coding region: 510-1037 (175 amino acids)
Source: RefSeq, a predicted model, not a curated record